Molecule: messenger RNA, 3029 nt
Organism: Heterotrigona itama
Lineage: Eukaryota; Metazoa; Arthropoda; Insecta; Hymenoptera; Apidae
Source: the annotation of a GenBank genome assembly
AUGCGAAGGAGGAUGAAAACAACGAGAUCGGAGAUCUCGAGCAAAGGGAGGAAACAGAUGGACGAGGACGCGUGGCGCGAACCAUUGGAGGCGAUCUCGAUCAACGACGACGAGUGGUGGUGCAUGGUGACCAUGAUGGUCGAGACGAUCACCGAGCACUCGAGGUGCGUGUCGCUGUUCAACGCGGCGGCCGAAGAGGGCAAGCGAAAGGCCAUUUACUCGCUCAGCUAUCACAAAAUGCUGGCCAGCGUGAGGGCGUUGUCGAAGCAGAGCCUGGACAAAUGUCCGGCGAUCCAGGGUGUUUGCCAUUACGCGAGCAAGGUGCUGAACGAGGAAAACUACUAUGAAGCGUUACCAAGCUGGCUGAUGGCGCGGAUCAUCAAGUACUUAAUAUACCGGGCCAGAGAAGAGAGCAUCGGCAUAGUGAAAAGGCUGGCGGACCUCGAGCGAGAGGUAGACGAGGAGUAUUGGAUUAUGCAGACGGUCGCUGACUCCGGUAAAGGCAAUCGGACUCGAGGAGAUUCGACAGGAAAGCAAACACGAAGCUGCGGAAACGCGGGGAGGAAUGGCGGGACGCGGUGUACGUGGACGACGCGCCGAUAGACGGGCCGAAUCUCUACGUAAUUCUCACCUGUUUCCACGAUCCUGACCUGCCCCAGCAGCUGAUAAACGUGGGCGUGCCACUGCGCUGCUUGAUGCAGAUCAAACGUCCCGGCGAGCGUCUCGUUCGCGGCGGUAACGUCGAGACAAGACCCGGGAAACUGUACUUCCUCGAGGAGUACAGCGCGCGAGUGCUCAAGCUGUACAACUUUUGGACAAAGCUCGAAGGACGAACGAGGGACCCCGUGGCGAAUCCGGAGCUCAGCGAUGUCGGCUUCCUUGUGUUCUCGCCGCCAAGGCUCAACGAGGAAUCGUCGAAGCAGGACGAGGCGUUGAAGAAAGACACGUACGACAGAGUGGCGUGCAUCCUGUACGAUUUCUACGACCUUUACAGGCAGCACGCUAACUACUUGAAGAGCAUGAGGGUGGAGGGGGGCAUGGAAGCGGAUGGAAGCACGAUGGAGACAGCGAACACGCAGGUUUAUGAGACGUUGUUGGAUGGAUUCCCUUCGGAGUGCGUCUCCGUGCCGCUGAUAUUGUUCGCGAUACUGACGCAAGUCGAGGCGAACGAAAGGGGAACUAUCGCGGAGAGUUCUGCUGCUACUGAGAACGUGAGUUCAUAUCAUAUAAUAUUUCGUUUUGGAUUAUUUGGAUAUUUGCAUGGCGUAGAAACGGAAACGAAGACGAAUAAAUCAUCGGCCGUCCCUCUCGCUUUCGAGGAGAAGAUCAAGAGCCUGGAUAUUAAAUACAAUCUGGACGACGAAGAACGCAGCAUCGACCACGACGGGCGAACCAUCGGUGACAUUAAACUAAUUCUUCAGGAGGACAGCCUGCUAGAAGCAAUCCGUCUUCUCGAUGACUCCGCGAUUCAACGGAUGAUCGCCGACCCGACAGAUAUGAUCGACAGUAUUCUGCCCGUCUUCCGGCACCCGGCGAUCGCGAAUUUUUUCCAAAAGAGCGCAACCACCGAGGGAAAGUCGAACGAGUACGCCCGUCACAUCGAUAACAUUCGACGUUACUUUGACGGCGAGGUGAACGACGAAGAAGUCCGACAUCAUUUGCACGUGUUAAUGUUCGACAGAAUGAUGUCUCGAUUGAACGGGUUCGAAACGACGGAGACAGAAACGUCUGAGGUUAUUAAUGACGCGACGACGAAACGGGAGGAUUCAAACGAUGGUGAGUUAUCUAAAAUAACACCAGAAAUGAACGAAUACACCUGCCAAUCCACAGAGUGGCCAGAAGCUUCCCUAGAACGUUGCAAGUCUCUGCCAAGCUUCUCGGCGAAACCGGCGCGCGAGCUGCGCUUCCUCAGCGACGGGGACAUCGAUUACGGGAAAACGGUACCGGAGGAGAUCGUCCGGUGCUCACCACUGUUCGAUCUGAUAGACCCGCGCGUAUUAUUGGCGCCCAGUUACUUGGCGAGGAACGUGGAGGACUUCACCGACGUGCAGCUACUGCCCGAAGCGAUUUCCCUGCAGCUUGUUCACCGAUGUUUCGCGGCGUUCGACCGCCUGGCUACUCGAUACUUCGAGCCCACGGACACGCUGUUGCUCUGCUUCUACAACGACCGGCGAGUCGACGGCGUGCACGAGGAGGAAAGAACGUCGAGCAUCCGGACGCCGGUCCGGCUACGCGAUUUCUGCGAGUACGUGGCCCCGGAAGAGAAUGACUGGCUACGCCGCGAGGAACAGCUGCACCGACUCCGAACGGCCAAGUCGCUGGAGAGAUUGAUGAGAAGGAGCUCCGAGAUAUACGAGGAGACGAUGCUGUUCCGCGACGAGGAUUUCAUCCUCCCCGGCACGCUGAAGGCGAGGGAUUUGCAGGCCAGGCGGAAGGCUAGUUUGGAAGACGACGUAUCGUCCAAUACCUGGACAGAGAAGACGUCAAAGGCCGAGAAAGAGAGGGCGAAGAAGAGAGGCAAAAGGAAGAGCGACAAAUCGACCAGCGCGAGAAACUCGGUCGACGUCAAAACUUCUACGUUGAUUACUGGAAAAGUGUCACCGCGCCAUCCUGCCGACCAGGCCGAGAGGGAACCAGUUUAUGAUUUCGUUGGCUACGAUCUCGGGAGACUUCGCGUACAAGUGACAAAUCGCAGGAGAACGUUCCGUUCAGCCGACGACACCCUGGUCCAUGUCGAAGUGGACGAUUGGCUUUACAAGGCCAAGCAUUUGAGAAUCACCGUCACCAUGCACGAGAACAGUCUACGAUUUUCCCGCAGGAUCGACGACGCUCCCGAAACGGACGAGGUGUUCCAUUUCACGAGCAGGCUGGGAAUUAUCCUUGCUUUUCAGAAGCUGUCGUCGAAUCGUCCACUCACUAUUCGCUCAGAAUUUCCAAAUUUGAAUCAGAUCGAGGAUUUUCGUGCAUUUGAAAAUGCAAGAGUGUCCAGACUGUUGGACAAUUUAAUUCCUACGCACCCUUCGAAAUAA